AUGAGUAUUAACAGAAUAAAUAAAAUUUUAUUCUCUUCAAAAAUUGAGCUCAUGUCUAUACAAAAAAUGGAGUUUUAUGCAAGCACGUCUAACGCAGUUGUAAAAGACUUCUGCACCUUCUUUUUGCCCGUUUUAAAAUACAACAAUUUCAAUGUUGAAUAUAUGUUCCAUCAAAUAGAUGGAAAAGAGGAGAAGGUGAUCUUGUGGCCAAGGAAUAAAGACACACACAUUAUCAACUUGGGGUUAUACAAAUAUAGUCAACAGUUAUAUGACAGAAUAAUAUUUCUAGACAGGAAAUUUUCAGAGUACCAUCGUUAA
Plasmodium gonderi is the source of this 318-nucleotide messenger RNA. RefSeq lists its product as hypothetical. The record is from RefSeq and is a predicted model, not a curated record. Bases 1 to 318 code for a protein of 105 amino acids. The transcript is spliced from 3 exons. Lineage: Eukaryota; Apicomplexa; Aconoidasida; Haemosporida; Plasmodiidae.